ACCAGCUCAGCGCUCACCUGCACAUGACCCACAUGCAAACAUGAUGUCCAUGAAUAGCAAGCAGCCCUUCGGCAUGCAUCCCAUCUUGCACGAACCCAAAUACACGACUCUGCACUCGAGCACCGAGGCCAUCAGGAGAGCCUGCAUGCCCACUCCUCCGUUGCAAGGCAAUAUAUUCACGGGAUUCGAUGAAACGUUGCUGUCCCGCGCAGAAGCUCUGGCAGCUGUGGAUAUUGUAUCGCAGAAAAGCCACCCGUUCAAGCCAGAUGUCACCUACCACACCAUGACCAGCGUGUCCUGCACACCUACCUCCUCGUCUGUACACCUGCCCCACCCAUCGGUGCUGACCUCUCAUCCCCAUCAUCACCAUCACCACCACCAGUCAGCCCAGGGCCUAGACGGCGACCUGCUGGACCACCUGAACCCGGGGCUAUCCGUGAGUGGGAUGGCCGGGCCUGAGGUCGGAUCCACACCAUCACAUCCCCAUGCUCACAUGCCGAGCAUGAACCACAUGUCCCAUCACCCACAUCACCACCAACCUAUGAACAUUUCCCACUCGCACGCCUUGUCCGCCCAUAUGGGCCUGGGCGCUAAUGAUGGUGAGGCCGAUCCCAGGGAGCUCGAGUCGUUUGCAGAGAGAUUCAAACAGAGGAGGAUCAAGCUUGGAGUGACACAGGCCGAUGUCGGCUCAGCCUUGGCCAACCUGAAGAUCCCGGGGGUGGGCUGUUUAAGUCAGAGCACAAUCUGCAGGUUUGAAUCGUUGACUCUGUCGCAUAAUAACAUGAUUGCGCUCAAGCCCAUCCUGGAGGCUUGGCUGGACGAGGCCGAGAGAGCUCAGAGGGAGAAAAUGACCAAACCUGAGCUCUUCAGUGGAGGGGACAGGAAGCGCAAGCGGACCUCCAUCGCAGCGCCGGAGAAACGCUCUCUCGAAGCUUAUUUCGCCGUUCAGCCCCGUCCUUCGUCCGAGAAGAUUGCAGCAAUUGCAGAGAAAUUGGACCUGAAAAAGAAUGUGGUGAGAGUGUGGUUUUGCAAUCAGAGACAGAAACAAAAGAGAAUGAAAUUUUCCGCCACACAUUAAGACGUCCUGGACACUGCUCAAUGGUAUUGAGAGGAUGCGGAGCAGGAUUUAAUAAAUCAUGUUUUCUUGGUUAAGCUUUGCCCGACAAAACGAAGCGAGCCGGAAGGAUAUGUCUGAGGAAUGAACUUUGCAUAUGUAUAUUUUGUACGAGUUUGAGGGAAGCAAGCUUCACGUUUUGGUUAGGAUGGGACAUCAAUGACUUAUCUGGCAAUCAUAUUGUAACAAAUAAUCUCAACGAGACUUGAAUAAUGUUUAAUCACAUUCUUGUGAAAAAAGAUCCUGUUUGCUUUUCUACCGUAAUAGGCUGUACGUAGUCUGUGACUGAACUGUGUGCGUUCAACUUUCAUUCGCGUAAUCUGGUCUGAUACAUUGAUCCGGGCUUCUAGAACUACAGUUAUAGUGGACACAGUGCUGGGACAGAUGGGGAGUCGUCAAGUCAUGUCGAAAACAAAAGCAGAGAAACAAUUAGUUAUGUAAGAACGGGUCAUAUGAAUUCUAUUGUACCUCUUGUAUAGUCCACAGGUCUGUCUCUGCAUGAUUUAUGCAUCAUUUCCGUUUAGUGAAUGUCGCAGUCAAGAUAUUAAUAGCAAAAAGUAAAAAUCGAUAAUAAAUAAGUUUAAAAUGUUUUGCAAUAACUGUUUACGAAUGGUUUCCUACCUCAUCCGCCCUGGGGGGUUUUCACUGUCCCUUUCCUUCCCCUUCAUUUAUUUCAGUCAUAUAUUUAAUUUGGAAAAGACUGAAAGGGAUUCACGAUGCAUUGACAAUCAAAAUUACAUUAAAAAUAAGUCGUGGUACAAUAGACUAGUUUGAAACACUGGGGGAAUGUUCCAUACGGAAAGUUUGAAGCGAGAGACCAGAUACGAUGUGAGUUUGAAGGCGAUUUACUAACUGGCAGAGAUUGUCACCUUCCUGCGUUUGUUUAUCUUGUGUGCGAAAUUCAUGUUCUCGCCUCAUUUGCCGAGAGUUUAUCGCUAAGACUAACUUCAGUGUGUGUGCGUGUACGCGUG
Messenger RNA from Stegostoma tigrinum, 2085 nucleotides. Its product is annotated as brain-specific homeobox/POU domain protein 3-like. The record is from RefSeq and is a predicted model, not a curated record. Gene Ontology annotation, molecular function: DNA-binding transcription factor activity, RNA polymerase II-specific; RNA polymerase II cis-regulatory region sequence-specific DNA binding. The transcript is spliced from 2 exons. Gene Ontology annotation, biological process: regulation of transcription by RNA polymerase II. NCBI's taxonomy places the organism in Eukaryota, Metazoa, Chordata, Chondrichthyes, Orectolobiformes, Stegostomatidae. Bases 41 to 1078 code for a protein of 345 amino acids.